Emiliania huxleyi CCMP1516 is the source of this 552-nucleotide messenger RNA. RefSeq lists its product as hypothetical. The record is from RefSeq and is a predicted model, not a curated record. The transcript is spliced from 2 exons. Gene Ontology annotation, cellular component: nucleus; cytosol. Gene Ontology annotation, molecular function: nuclear import signal receptor activity. Gene Ontology annotation, biological process: protein import into nucleus. The coding region runs from base 1 to 552 and encodes 183 amino acids. NCBI's taxonomy places the organism in Eukaryota, Haptophyta, Isochrysidales, Noelaerhabdaceae.
AUGUCCUUCCACUGCAUAGUGCCCGGUCACCCUCCGGUCAGUGCGAACGCCUUCAAGCAGGUCGCGUCCAAUCGCUGGAUCGUCACGCUCGAGUGUCAGGAGGCAAUCAACGAGGUCGUCGCUUUCGUCACUGAGCCCCUGGAGCCGAGCACUGCGCUCGGCUGCCACAUCGCGUCGCCGCCUUUUGAGGAGUCGUCCUGGCACUACCUCGGGGCAAUCACCGCGCAGGCGCCGUCGGUAGUGUUCAAGACGCGCCUGGUGUGGACGGCGCGCGACGCGCUGCCAACGUGCGUCCAGUUCGGGAUCGAGCUGCAGCCCACCGCCCAGCUCGCUGCCCGGCCCGCAGAGAUGGUCUCUGUUGAGGUGCUCGAGGCGGGCCGGCGCAUAGGGAAGGACCUGUAUGAGUACGUCGCCUCCUUUGCGGCUCCGGGAGGCGGGGUGCCGCCGCCCGGGUACAUCGUCCUCCGCGGGGACGUCUUUGAGCGAUGGCUAGCGCGCUUCAACGACAAGUGCGCGCGCUCUGGGCUCGACUGGCUGUACAACUCUGGCUGA